Messenger RNA from Penicillium griseofulvum, 849 nucleotides. RefSeq lists its product as uncharacterized. The record is from RefSeq and is a predicted model, not a curated record. NCBI's taxonomy places the organism in Eukaryota, Fungi, Ascomycota, Eurotiomycetes, Eurotiales, Aspergillaceae. The coding region runs from base 1 to 849 and encodes 282 amino acids. Gene Ontology annotation, molecular function: protein binding. The transcript is spliced from 3 exons.
AUGAGCAGUUCAUCUAAUGCACCCGAACGCGACGGGAAAGGUGUCUCCGUUCAUGGCGAUGAUAGUGGCGACGAAGAUGUCUUCCACGAUGCCCACUUUCCCCCCGAGGAAGAAGCCCAACUCCUGAAGGAAGCCCACGAAAUCAAAUCCGAGGCAAAUCAGCUGUUUCUCGCGAAAAGCUAUGACCAAGCCAUCUCUUGUUACGACCGAGCUCUCGCUUCCUGUCCGAUCUACCUUGACUACGAUGUCGCCAUCAUUCACAGUAAUAUCGCUGCUUGCCAUCUGAAGUUGGAAGAUUGGAAGGCUGCAGUUGAAUCCGCAACCAUAUCCAUCGAACGCCUGAAUAAAAUCAUUCCGCCGACAACACAGGACAAAGGCGACGAGUCGAAGGGGAAACAAAUCCCAGAAUCGGACAACAAACACACAGAUGCAGUGGUUGAACUAUCUGGUGACGACGAAGAAGCCGAGUUGAAGGAACUACAACGAUUACAAGAGGAGGAUGAGCAGCGGAGCAAAGUGAUGCGGCUUCGAGCCAAAGUACUCAUGAGACGCGCAAAGGCGAAGACCCAAAUUGGUGGCUGGGGUAGUCUGCAAGGUGCCGCAGAGGACUAUCAAGCUCUUGCUGCAAUUGAAACCCUUCCGGCAGAUGAUAAACGGGUUGUCCAGCGGGCAUUGCGGGAACUACCUGAGCGCAUCAAUAAGGCGCGUGAGAAGGAGAUGGGUGAUAUGAUGGGCAAACUGAAGGAUCUUGGCAAUGGGAUCCUGAGCCCAUUUGGUCUGUCCACAGACAACUUCAAGUUUGUCCAGGAUCCAAAGACAGGGGGCUACAACAUGAACUUCCAAUCCUGA